Messenger RNA from Andrographis paniculata, 830 nucleotides. RefSeq names its product protein CHLOROPLAST VESICULATION. The coding region runs from base 310 to 750 and encodes 146 amino acids. The record is from RefSeq and is a predicted model, not a curated record. The transcript has 2 exons. NCBI's taxonomy places the organism in Eukaryota, Viridiplantae, Streptophyta, Magnoliopsida, Lamiales, Acanthaceae.
AAAUAAAAUAAAUAAAUAUCAGGAUCCGAAUGAAAACAAAAUAACCAAAUUGGAACGUGUACUGCAACUUCUUCUUCCUCCAUGUACAAAAAGAAAAAGGAAAGUACAUCUUUCCACUCCAAUCAAACCAGAGGAGAGGACGACUUACAAGACAUCAAGCAAAUUCAAUUCUUGUCUGUUUAAACCUCAAAGCCCCUUUCUUUUUUACCUAUUCCUGUAUAUAUACGUCUCUAAUUCUAAUUCUAAUUCUAUCUAAAUAUUUUCAAGAAGAAGAAGAAGGGGAUUCAGGAUUCUAGUCUGUUUACAGGAAUGGCGUUUUCAACAAUCUAUUGCUCCCUCAAUCUUUCGUCUCCUCCUUCUCCUUCCAAUCCCACACCACCAAUUCCAACAUCGUCACAACUACCAAGUUCUCAAAUUUGGGAAGGGAAAUGGAAGAGCGGGUGUUUAGUAGGGCUGACCUGCUGCGCGAUAAUCGGUCUCGAAAUUGGAAGUUUCGGAGCUCAGGAAAGCGCCGCGGCGGCGACUGAUUUGCAGUCGGAGUCGGCGAGGAUCGUGAGAGUGCAGAGGUGGAGCGACCGACGGGGUUGCCAGCCAUGGCGGGCCAAUUCGCUCGAGACCAUCGUCCCUGAGAAUCUCCCCCGGCCGUCGGCGCGGCGGCGAUGGGAGGCCACCGGAUUCCAUCAGGCUGCGCCGCCGCUGCCUGCACCGGUGCCGGCGGGAUUUGGGGCCAAAAGUUGCUUCAAUUUGUAGUAUGAAAUUGGAACGACGUCGAUUUGUUAUGUACAGUAAAAUUUAAAUUUUUAAUAAAUAUAUUGUAACGUUUCCAAUAA